Molecule: messenger RNA, 1484 nt
Organism: Peromyscus eremicus (cactus mouse)
Lineage: Eukaryota; Metazoa; Chordata; Mammalia; Rodentia; Cricetidae
Gene: Gpr143
Product: G protein-coupled receptor 143
Exons: 9
Coding region: 9-1226 (405 amino acids)
Biological process (GO): regulation of calcium-mediated signaling; melanosome organization; G protein-coupled receptor signaling pathway
Cellular component (GO): melanosome membrane; plasma membrane
Molecular function (GO): L-DOPA binding; dopamine binding; L-DOPA receptor activity
Source: RefSeq, a predicted model, not a curated record
CAAGACAAAUGGCCUCCCCACGCCUGGGAAUCUUCUGCUGCCCUACGAGGGACGCAGCCACACAGCUGGUGCUGAGCUUCCAACCGCGGGUGUUCCACGCGCUGUGCCUGGGCAGCGGGGCUCUCCGCCUGGUGCUUGGCCUCCUGCAGCUCCUGCCAGGGCGCAGAUCUGUUGGUCACAGGGCGCCUGCGACAACCCCACCGGCCUCAGUCCACAUUCUCCGCGCUGCCACCGCCUGCGACUUUCUUGGCUGCCUGGGAAUCGUUACCAGGUCCACGGUGUGGGUCGCCUACCCAGAUUUCAUUGAAAACAUCUCCAAUGUGAACGGAACAGACAUUUGGCCUGCUGCUUUCUGUGUAGGGAGUGCGAUGUGGAUCCAGCUGUUGUAUGGUGCCUGCCUCUGGUGGCUCUUCUGCUAUGCAGUUGAUGUGUACUUGGUGAUCAGGAGAUCUGCCGGACUGAGCACCAUCCUGCUAUACCACAUCAUGGCCUGGGGCCUGGCUGUGCUGCUUUGUGUGGAGGGGGCAGUCAUGCUUUACUACCCUUCUGUGUCCAGGUGUGAGAGGGGCCUGGACCAUGCUAUCCCUCAUUAUGUCACCACAUACUUGCCACUACUGCUUGUCCUUGUGGCCAACCCUAUCCUGUUUCACAAGACAGUGACUGCAGUGGCCUCUUUACUGAAAGGAAGAAAAGGUGUUUACACAGAGAAUGAGAGACUGAUGGGAGCCGUGAUCAAGACCCGGUUUUUCAAAAUAAUGCUGGUGUUAAUUGCGUGUUGGUUGUCCAAUAUCAUCAAUGAAAGUCUUUUGUUCUACCUUGAAAUGCAACCAGAUAUCCGUGGGGGCUCUCUGAAACACAUCCAGAAUGCAGCCAGGACCACAUGGUUUAUUAUGGGAAUACUGAAUCCAGCCCAAGGACUUCUCUUGUCUCUAGCCUUCUAUGGCUGGACAGGAUGCAACCUGGAUGUCCACCCUCCCAAGAUGGUGAUUCAGUGGGAAGCAAUGACUGCUUCAGCUGCCGAGGGCACAUACCAGUCCCCUGUGGGCUCCUGCGUGCCCCAUGAAAACCCCAGGAAGGUGGUGUGUGUUGGAGGGCACACUUCUGAUGAGGUGCUGAGCAUUCUGUCUGAAGGUUCUGAUGCCAGCACUGUUGAAAUCCAUACUGCAACUGGGACCCGAAACAUAAAGGAAGUUGACUCCAUUUCCCAAGCUCAGGGGGACCUCUGAGGGGAUGGGGUAGGGGUCCGACACCCCUACUUUUCAGGCUCUGUGUCUCAUCGUUUUGGAUUGUAUUCCUGCCUUCCUUCCUUUCACAGUGCUGCCACAAUGUAGCAUCCUCCAAAUCCUACUCUGGUCACCACAAUGGAGUUCCCUGAAGAUGCGCUUUACGCUAGGACAAGCAACACACCAGAACUUGGAAAUGAAAAUUCCUUCCAGAACAUUCAGUGUCACCUCUUGGCUCUUAAUAACCAUUUGGACUUUUUC